AUGACAUACUUUAUAAAAAAGGAAGCUUAUUACUUGGUAGAAAAGUUAAGACAAAAACAAUUAAGGGCAUUCCAUUUACUUAUCGAAAAGGCCAAAUAUUAUUCCAGGAUUUUUGACAGCACCCCGGAUAUUUACCACAAAGAUCAAACAAGCCAAGUAUUACGAUACGUGAUGAUUGAAAAACAGGAAGUUAGAGUAGAGGAAUCUUUUAUAGAUUCCAUUGAAACAAAAAGCAAAACUGCGGAAGGUAUAACCGACAUGAUAGUAAUCAAUCUUAAAGCUGAUGAGCUCGACAUUAUGAACUGUAGAGGGCAAGCUUAUGAUAAUGCUGCCACGAUGGCUGGAUGCCACACAGGCUUCUGGCAACCGGUAUUGCGUGAUGUCAAUGAUGCUCAAAAAUAUUUGCAAACAGAGGGACUAAACAUACAUCAAUGUGCUCAUAAAAUAAGUGCUUUACAGAAAGUAUCAGAAAAAAACCGGGAGGAAUUCAUGGAUGACGCUUUAAGAUAUGCUAAAAGUUUAUGUGAAGAGCUUGGAAUUUCUUUUGAACUACCAAGACGAAGAAGAAAGCAUAUAUUUGGCGACGGAAAUAAAGAUGCUGAGUUAUCGUACGAAGAUGACUUGAGGCGAACAAUGUUUUCUUCAAUAGACAGAGUAACUGCUGAAAUUCGAGAAAGAUUCUAA
Molecule: messenger RNA, 684 nt
Organism: Ceutorhynchus assimilis (cabbage seed weevil)
Lineage: Eukaryota; Metazoa; Arthropoda; Insecta; Coleoptera; Curculionidae
Source: the annotation of a GenBank genome assembly